This is a messenger RNA of Jaminaea rosea, 1578 nucleotides long. RefSeq lists its product as hypothetical. The record is from RefSeq and is a predicted model, not a curated record. Lineage: Eukaryota; Fungi; Basidiomycota; Exobasidiomycetes; Microstromatales. Bases 1 to 1578 code for a protein of 525 amino acids. The transcript has 3 exons.
AUGUCUCACUUCAACGCAUCGAGGCAUAAGGAGAUUCAGGCCGACCUCUCCAAGCCCUGCCCCUGCGGAGCUGUUCGCACCUUCUCCAUGCUCAUGCAAAGUCACUUCGAGGCGGAGCAUCUGGUCGCAAUGGCCCGCGACAUGAGCGCCGUCAGCCUCCUCGACACGAGCGUGAUCCGGGUCGGCGAGCCCCACACAAUGACCAUCAAACAAUUCAUGACUGCGAAGCACGUGAACAACGCCGCGUCAGGAAGGCCAGAGCGACAACCCACCAUGAAAAUGCCACGGGCGGAGCCCGAGACGCUCGCCGCCGGCGGCGCCGGCAUCGCACAGAUGCCAAUCAACCCUUGGCUGAUCGGUGCCUGGCUCGGGGAUGGAUUCCAUUAUGCACCGACACUAUGCUCGGCGGAUGAUGAGACUCGCCUCUACCUUUUACGCAUCGUUGAGGAGCUCAAUGCCUCCAAGCCCCCUCAAGCUUGGCCCGUCGCCCUCAAGAGCGUCAAGAAGCCGCCUGACUCGCUCGGAGCAAGGACGUCUGGCUACACUCCAUCGUCUCAGUGCCGCGCACGCAGACAAAUUCUCGACGAUGCCCGCACCAUCGCUGAGGGACUGGGGAUCCACGUCGGGAAGGUGGGCACCCGGGCCAAUGCCCAUCCCACCAAACCCAGCAAGGUUGAUAACCUCGACUACUGCACAUUCUCUGGACCUGCCUUGCUCAAGAUAGAGGACGGCCAGCAUGGCAGCGAGGACAAUCAUAGCGGUAGCGAGGACGAGGCAAAUGAUCCUAGACUCGCCAUCGACAUCGACAGCCAGGACUGGCGGAACGACGGUGACUUCAAUCCCGAGUGUCUGCAGGAAAUUCAACGCCGUCUGCCUGCGAGCUGCCCCUGCGGCGGCACGAGGACCUUCACAAUCCUCAUGCCAAGCGACGAGGAGGCCCAGCACUUCCUCCGAGCGACGCUCAGCCACGACGCUACCUACCUGCUGGACGCAAAUAUCAUCAGGCCCAAGGAGAUCCACUCCUUGACCGUCGCUCAGUUCUUCUCCGCAAAGCACAUCGAAAACGCUGCAAAGGGCAGUCCAGAGCGUCACCCAGCGCUUGAGAUGCCCCGCUACCCUUUUGAGACGCUUCCUUCGGGCGGCGCAGAGGCAGACGAUAUGCCUUUCCCCCCUUACCGCCCCCACCCCCACCUCCUCGGCGCUUGGCUAGGAGACGGAUGCCAAAAGAGCAUCACCAUCUUCUCCAGCGACAACGAGAUGAGGGAGUGGAUCUACAGCCUCAUCAUCACACCAUCGACUGCUGGAGGCACAAUAAGCUGCCCGCGCGAGGAUGGAGAGUACUUCAACCCUCUCCUGAGGGCGAUGCAGGAGCUGGACAUGCUCGGCAACUGGAAGGCUCGCAGUAUCCCCUGGAUUUACCUCAUUGCCAGCGAGGGCGUGCGCGCGCAAGUCCUCGCCGGUCGGCUGGACACAGACGGCACUCCCAAGCCCAAUAACGGCAGACACUACUGCUUCACCCAGUGCGACAAGCAUCGCCAAAUUUUGGACGAUGUCGGCUCGCUGAGGGCUUGGGUAUAA